AGGGCGGAGUUUAGCUCUCUCCGUGCUCCCAAACUCCCGUUAGGCUCCACAUUGGAUCGUCGCCACCUCCCGCUCAACAAAACGAGCUUCCUCCUGCUCGUCAUCGGCGGGAGGAGUUGUGUGUCUGUUGGUCUGUUGGUCUGUUAACCGAAACAAGAACUCACCGAGAAAUAACACGUCAAUCUAACCGGAUAAAAGACAAGGCACAGAAGAUGUCUUCGCUACGGAGUAAAUCUGCGCAGGAUAUCAGCGACCUGCUGGAUGAAUACGGGAUAAAACACGGACCUGUGGUCGACACCACCAGAGGUCUGUAUGAGAGGAAGCUGAAGGAGGCCAUGGCCAAAGGGAAAAGAGUGAAACCUUCACCUGACAAAACCUACUACAGAGAAGAAGAGGAAGUCACCUAUGAAUACAGCAAGACACCUGUGAGGAGUGAAGGCGCGGGAGACAGCUGGUCUUACACGAGGCCAGGACCAGAGUGUUAUGAGAGGGAAUUUGAACAAGAGACGUCCUACACAAACUACUCGAGGUCGACGCCUGAAUACAGAGGACGGGCUCCUGUUGAGGAGCCCCACAUGUACGACACGCCGUCCACUUACAGAAGCUCCUAUUUGAAAUCGACACCCAUGAAACCUCAAGAUGCUCCGAAGGCACCCAAGUCGUCUCGCCUCAUCCCACUCUGGGUUCAGUUUGUGUUCUUCAUCGCCGUGGCCGUCUUCCUCUACUUAGUUUUUUCCAAUAUGGAGACAAAUGAAUCCCUCAAAGGGAUAGAAUGAUUUUUUUUUUUUUGUUUUUUUAAUUCAUGCUCACUUUUUACUUUAUUGUGCAUUUUAAUUGGAUGAAUGUAUUUGGGUUAAUGCCUUUAUUUUAGACAUUGCUGAGAUUGGGCUUUAUGCAAUAUUUUUAUGCUUUUAUAAUUAUUUGCUUGCUGAUGUUUAUAGUUAAAAUAGUCACCCAGCUUAACUACUAGAUGAGGACGCCACUUUAAAAAGGACAGAUCACUCAGAAACACACGGAAUCCUUCCUCCUCUUACCUGGAUCAGUUUCAGUGUGAUCUGAUGAACGUUUUGGAGAUCAUCGUCCACAGUUCGUCCACAGCACAGAGCACCCGCUGGUGUUUGGCUCGCAGUGCUGAUGAAUAUGUCAAGAAAUUGGGAAAAACUCAGUCCACAUAUGAUGCCACAGUUAAACUUUAAAUAUCCACAGAUCUUGAUGUCAGCAAUUUAAGGUCAGAGAUGUCUUGUAUUCAGAAAGAGACAUUUUGAUGUUUUGUUUGGCACAUAGAGCGUCACAAACUGCAAAUUAAAUGCUAGUCAGCUCCACUGUGUUGUGGUGAGCCUCAGCAAUUCACAGUGAAUCUAUCCACAUCAUACAUAUCCUAUAAUUUCAACAUAAAUCUCUCGUUAGACUUCAUAGACCACUGUUAAAAUUUAAUUAAGAUCAUUUUUAAUUUUGCUAGAUUUUAAGCAACUUUUAGAUAUUUUUCUUUGCACAUUAGACCGAAUGUGUUCACAUUUCAAAACCACUGCAGCUCAGUAUCAAAAGUAUUGCACCAGAUCUAUUUAGCGUCCCAAAAUGUUGCUUUUUUUCAGUGUUACAAUACUUGGUAAUAAUAAGGGCAUCUAACGGUCUAUGAUUCUGUGUAUAUUGUCAAUAUGAAGAUCGACUAAAUCCUUGUAGUUUAUAUAAUCUUGGGGUACAACAAUGCUUCCAUUUGUCAGAAAUAAUAAUUAAAGAAGUACAGUUGGGACAAACCAGCUGUAAUGCAAGUGCCUCCAUGUUUUUUUAGGAAUAAAUUGGGAUAUAAGUAUUGAUGUUUUUUCAGCGUUUAAUAUAAGAAGUUGAGGUUUUAUCUCGGGUAAAAAAUAUGAAAUUGAAGUGUUUAUACGAGCUGUAAUGCCAUGUUUAUGCUUUGCUUCAGUUGAAAUAUCACAUUUGUACUAUCCAACAUUUACGUCCUGUAGAGUUUGACGUGUUUUGUAUUGCUGUUGCAUAAUUCAAACUAUUAAAAGAGCUUGUAUAUGUAAA
Sebastes umbrosus (honeycomb rockfish) is the source of this 2028-nucleotide messenger RNA. Its product is annotated as emerin-like. The record is from RefSeq and is a predicted model, not a curated record. Lineage: Eukaryota; Metazoa; Chordata; Actinopteri; Perciformes; Sebastidae. The transcript is spliced from 7 exons. Bases 213 to 776 code for a protein of 187 amino acids.